AUAAAACAUUAAUUUGUUUUAUCAGUCGUAUAGGGUACAUCGUAUACAGUUCAGUGAGUUCCAUGUAUGUAAAAUGGUAAAUGUAACUUAUUCGUGGACAUAUCGACAACGUUAAGCUGCCUGGCCAUAGGCUACAUGAGUUAGCUCCAUUUUGAAACGUUAUACAUCAAUAAUGUAAAGACAAGUAAAUUAAUAAUGUGACAUUUAUGUAGCCAAUUAACUUUGCUUUACACAUUAAUUAUACAAAUAUCGAUAUACUGUAAUCAUAUUAGCAUAAUUAAACAUUCUCUAACUUUAUUAAUAGAAAUAUAUUUUAUCCAUAUUUGUGAAACAUCCCAAUGCUUUCUGCAAUGUUUUUAAAAACUUAGUUGCGACUGAAGAGGUUUAGUCUAACGUUUACACUCCAGCACUGUAGAUGUCGGUAACACACCCUUCAGUCGGUGUUAGAGCCGUCAUUACCGAGCGUAUGACGUCAUUUUGUAGGCCAACCCGGACGUUUUCUUUCCACCAUGGGUUCCUUCAACAGAUUUCUAGUGUUUUUUCCCCAUAGGGAUUUAGUUUUCUGCCGAAAAUAAGGCCUGUGGUUAACGUAAGCCUAAGAGAGUUUCGCGUUUUGUUCUAGGAGAUAAAUUACACCCUUUAAUAUCUCAACCGUAAAUUUCGAAGCCACUAUGUGCUUUACAGUGAGUUGCUAACCAAUUAACUACAAGUUGCGAUAUUGAAACUACAACACCGGUCGCAUUGUGUUACGUCACUCUAUACUAGUAGUUUCCAUACUGGCUCGCCUGCACGCGACAGCCUUUGUAGUUUCAAUAUAGUAAUUUAACAGCUUCGCAAUCUACGGUUGAGAUAUUUCCCUAUGGGAAAAAACAUGGGAAUUUUGCCGUGGGAACCCAUGGCUAAAAAUUGCGAACUUACUUUCGGGUUUUAGGACUACAAAGUGUAACCAUAGAGCUGUAACCCAUGAAUACCGUGUGUUUUGCGUAGCCUUGCGUCACUGCUCUGCGCUAUCCUCGUUGUGCAUCCGAUUAGGCAUGUGACCUCUGAACUGUGUAUUGCAUGUGACCAAGGGCACACCUGAGCAUGUCUGUUGAGCGAAAAAAUAGUACUUCCUGGUUCUGAUGCGUUCCCCCAUGUCCUCCCCAUAGGUUUCUAUUGGCGUCGCUGUCUCUACAUAUAUUCUCUAAGGAGCUGAACUACUACAGAUUUUGAAUACGAAAUUAAAUCGGUUAAUACGAGAGAGUUCGAGGAAAUAUCACCAGGACAGGUUUCUGGAAGUUGAGAUCAAGUCGAACUGGCUGGAUAGCUAGCCCAUAUGGAAAGCUUUUUGACUCAGCCUUUUGUUUACAGUGACCAGGAUUUGGUUCGUCGUGUUGUGCGCUCCCAGGGAUGCGAAACACUCGAAAAACUGUCUAAAUUUGACAAACGAUUGCGGUCUACUUGGACUGAGAAGAUGGAGCAUGGGCUAUUCCGUUAUCCUCUCGGGGAUUUAAAGACACGGAUUCUUCCCGGACCGUAUGGUUUCGUAGCUCAGCUUAACAUCAUGCGGGGGCAAGAGAGGCGAAAACCUCAGCAAAUAUUCAGCAUAAGGCAACGAUUUGACUCGGAACAAUUCAACUUUAAUAAGAUACAUUCUCAUGAAAUUCUAUUUCAGAUAAGCAAACAAAACUCAAAUGAGGCAGAUGUAGAACCUCAAUUCAAAGACAUCACGUCACGCUGUAAUGAAAAUGGACUUGAAGGAGCACGCGACAAAGUGAUUGUUGUAAUCAACGUGAGUCCGCUCGAAUUCGGCCAUUGUUUAUUUAUACCGGAACCGACGCACUGCAUGCCACAGAUCCUUACUGCCUCUGCCAUUCAAACUGGAAUUGAGUCUGUGUUUCUAAGCGCCGAUUCAGGAUUUCGAGUGGGAUUCAACAGUCUAGGGGCAUUUGCAUCAGUUAAUCAUUUACACCUCCAUGGAUACUACUUAGACUCGGAGCUGCGGAUAGAAUCUGCUCCGACCGAACCUUUAGUUCCCAAGAAGGGCUUUCACCGAUUAAUUGACUUCCCGUCCGGAUUCUUGUUUUAUACGGAAGGAGAAUGCUUGCAUGAAACUGCCACUGUCAUUUGGCAACUGACAAACUUUUUAGUGGAAAGAAAUGUCGCACAUAACAUGUUUCUUACCAGGGGUUGCCCACCGGGUAAGCGACAUGAACCUGCGCUUUCUCGUUCUGGUGUACGCAUAAUCGUGUGGCCAAGGAUAUCCUGCUUCGGGGCGAAAGAAGAAUCCGCCUUCAACGUGGCUCUUUGUGAGUUAGCUGGGCAUUUGCCAUUUAAGAACAGAAGGGACUUUGACGCCAUCACUGAAAGCGAAGUGAAAACCAUUAUUCAAAAAUAUCUCCUUCCCGGUGACGAAUUUACGCAGUUACAAUCAGAGCUAUGCAAACAAUUACAAGUACAUCAGUAGCGUAGGCUACUAUCCGCGUAGAUAAUUCAACAUAUUUUAGAAACGCAUGGUGUGUGAACCUUUUGCAUAACUUUGGUGUCCAUGAUAAUCCAAGAAUGGUCGGGUGCGUGACUGCUUUUGUCCCAGCACUAAAACACCUGAUUCAACCAAAAAAAGAAAAAAGGUCACGUUCUUCCAUUAGAGCCUUUAUUAGUUGAGUCAGUUAUUUUUGUGCUGGGGUAGAACCAAAACCUUCACAUAGACCAAGCGUUCUUGGAUAAAAUAAAAGAUUUAAAAAAAAACUGUCUAUUUCCCUUUGACUGGAAGGCAUACUUGUAUCUCCCCCUGUAUCCUCACUCUGAUCAUUUUUUUUUCGUAAUGUCUAUCCACCACUCACAUGUGUUUGUAUUAAGCAUCUCAUGAUAUUUGUGUGUGUGUUUGCAUGUAUGGUACAUGGCCUUUCAGUAUUACUGACAUUAAUAGUUUAUUAGUUGAGUCAGUUAUUUUUGUGCUGGGGUAGAACCAAAACCUUCACAUAGACCAAGCGUUCUUGGAUAAAAUAAAAGAUUAAAAACAAACUGUCUAUUUCCCUUUGACUGGAAGGCAUACUUGUAUCUCCCCCUGUAUCCUCACUCUGAUCAUUUUUUUUCGUAAUGUCUAUCCACCACUCACAUGUGUUUGUAUUAAGCAUCUCAUGAUAUUUGUGUGUGUGUUUGCAUGUAUGGUACAUGGCCUUUCAGUAUUACUGACAUUAAUAGUUUAUUGAUAUGUGUUAUGGGAGAAUUUCUGUGCUGGGUGUCAAAUUUGUAUUGUCCUUUCUGUCUAUUCUAUGUUCAUUGCUCAUAUGGGCCUUCCUUGCUUGGACUAAUUCCAUUUGACACUGUGUGCUAGGAAGGGAGGUUGGAUGUCGGCGUGUAGCCUUGCUCUCAACGUUUGAGAGCAGGAUGGAUGCACCACGACCCGUGAAGUAGUCGUGGUUGCCUGCUCAUGGGAAGGCUUCACUCACUCCUUGUUUAAUUUGGGUUUCCUACUAUUUUAUGUGUGAAAUUCAGAUAGUCUUGCCUUAUGUACCGUACAUUCUUGUGGCACAUAUUUUAAGUACUGUAUAAAUGGCAUUAAGUUGAUUCUAACUGUUUCCAUGCUGUUUUUCACAAAGAGAGUGAAUAGUUUUCAUUAUUUUAUUAUUUUGCCUACAGCCUGGUGUGCUGUGAGGGGAAACAUGGCAUGGGGUAAUAUAUCUACAUAACAAAAUACUUGAUUUUAUUAAUAUUGUACUAUUUUAUGUCAUCCAGUUUGUUGAUGGAAAAAUACAAGUUGGAACUAUGUCUUUGAGAAAGAUGCGUGCAGGAGAGAUAGUGACGUCUUACACCUUGCACAAUCAGACCAUGUGACUUGCAGAAUGUAUAGAAGUUGACUCCAUGCCCAGAAUCGCUUUUGUCUUUUUAUAAUCAGCAUGUUUUGCAUAAUCAUUCUUCUCAGCAUAGUUACUGGCACCUUAUGCAUGUCAUAUAUAAUCAAGGAAAUCUUCAGAUUAUGAAAAUACAACAAGCUGUUGUUUGAAUGUAGCCAAUAAAACUUGCAAAAGGGUGUAUAUGCAAAAACAAUUAUUCUUAUGCGACAGGCCGAAGCCUCAUGCUUUGAAUUCGUGUGGUUUUCAUCCUAAAUUAUAUAGUAGGAUCAGUUAAAAAUGUUUCUACCCAUGAUUCAUAAAAUGGGCAUACUAAUGAAUAAAGUUUCUUAAAGCACA
Molecule: messenger RNA, 4172 nt
Organism: Anguilla anguilla (European eel)
Lineage: Eukaryota; Metazoa; Chordata; Actinopteri; Anguilliformes; Anguillidae
Gene: gdpgp1
Product: GDP-D-glucose phosphorylase 1
Exons: 1
Coding region: 1316-2446 (376 amino acids)
Biological process (GO): glucose metabolic process
Cellular component (GO): cytoplasm
Molecular function (GO): GDP-D-glucose phosphorylase activity
Source: RefSeq, a predicted model, not a curated record